This is a messenger RNA of Trypanosoma cruzi, 581 nucleotides long. RefSeq lists its product as uncharacterized. The annotation marks the transcript as partial. Lineage: Eukaryota; Euglenozoa; Kinetoplastea; Trypanosomatida; Trypanosomatidae. The transcript has a single exon. The record is from RefSeq and is a predicted model, not a curated record.
GUGAGGUGAUUCAAGUGGAAUGUGUUGAUCUGCUACGUCACUUUGUGGUCGGUAACAUCCGGAACAAAGCCGUGCGUGUGUUCCGUGCUUUUGUUAUUCAAGGACAUCAGCAUCCGAAUGAACCAAUACCUUUUGCCAUAGCGUCUAUGGCAAUGAAACUAGGUCCCUUUGAUUGGGCGUUAGGUGUAAUGGCCAUUUUGCUCGCCACCACCGACAAACCACUUGGAAGGGGUCUUCAGUCACGUAUCCGCUACACGGCCCAUGAUGCUCGUGGCCGAGAAGUUCUUGCUGUGCUAGAGAAGUGUGACUGGAGGCAUGAGCGUCUCCUUUCCGCUACUGAGCUUCAAGAACCUGAGAUUAACAGCAAAAACCAUAGCGGUAACGGCGGAGCUGCUGGUGCUACCUGGACAGAUCCCAAAAACAACCAGAGAGUAGAGCGGAGUGUUACAUGGUUGGGGGCGUUGCAUGUUGCACUGACGGAGAUGGGUGUGGAGCCUGGUGUCAUGGAGGCCUAUAAGAAUGCUCUUCUCCAGGCCAUUGAAAGGGCGAAGGAGCACCGCGGCAGUACGGAGACCAGUUAA